CCCACAUUUUCCCAUAACGGAUUAGGCAAGUUUGUUUCCUUAACCCUUGAGAGGAGCCUAUGCUCUCUAGCUCACUCUGCCUUACAUGCCUCAAUGAGGCUUUCUAUUUAUAUUGCCAUGCCAAGGCUUUCCACCACCUAUACACGUAGCAAAUACAUUGGUGGUAGGUUUAGUUUGUGGCUUGAGUUUAUUUCUAUUAUUUUAGUUCCAAUAAUGUAGGUAGUUGGGUAGUUGAGCUUUUCUCCAAUAUUCUGCACAUGGGACUCAUAUGGAGAUGUCUAGAGCUUUGAGGAGAAUUGUGGAUUAUGGACUUUUG
This is a messenger RNA of Linum tenue, 316 nucleotides long. NCBI's taxonomy places the organism in Eukaryota, Viridiplantae, Streptophyta, Magnoliopsida, Malpighiales, Linaceae. The record is from the annotation of a GenBank genome assembly.